AUGGACCUGUACGUGUAUAGCGCCUGUUCUAGUCUUCCAACCAACCAACAACCUUCCGGAGUAGGGACAAAACCCGCUCUUUGCUCUGCCCCCAUCAUUGAGAUCACACAAAUCUAUCCUGCCGAGGCUUCAAGCUUUGCCUUGGUGUCUGAAUAUGGAUGUUUAUUGGAGGGAAGGAACUGGAUACGAGUGUCGGGAGCAGGGCUUCCUAUGGAAAGCUUCUCGGUGGCACAGUCCUGUCCCAACUGUCGCUUCCAGUACGCGCUGUCUAAAGGAGGCUGCAUGCAUUUCUGCUGCUCACAGUGUCGGUACCAGUUCUGCAGUGGCUGCAACAACCCUUUCCACACUACCUGUGCAGUGGACGAGUGCAGCGUGUCUGGAUUACAUGCCCAUCAUCCCAGAGACUGCCUCUUCUAUCUAAGAGACUGGGAACCCUCCAGGCUGCAGGCUUUACUGCAGAAUAAUGGAGUGGCCUAUAACACUGAACCCCCUCCUGGAACGCAGACAGGUCUGUGUGGAGUGAUAGAGCAGAAGGAUGAGGGAGGGCAGCAGCCAGAUUCAGCCUGUGGAGCUCAGACCCAACCUGGACAUGCUGGACUCUGCGAGAAGCAUUACCGGGAGUACCUGGUCAGCCUGAUCAACAGCCACUCCAUCGACCCCGCCCCCCUCUACAGUUCCAAUGAGCUGCUGCUGGCCUGCAGGAGGUACAAGGUGGACGACACCCGCAGGGAUGGAGAGGACAGCUUCACCUACUACAGCAGGCUGCUCGAGAAACUGAUGGAUGAAGUCCCACUUGGCGACAAGGUGCCACGCAAGAAAUGAAAUGAAAUGCCUCGCUUCCCGUUUCCUGCAGCUGCCAUCAUGCCGACCUUUAAACGCAAAACUCAGCCAGAAAGGACAAAAUGGCAGUCGUUUCCUUUAGGUUUUGACUCUGUAAAUGUUAACUCAUGUACCUAUGAUGGUGUAAAUACAGGAGAGUCACCUCUGAAGUUCUGCCUGAUAUCUGCUGACAGCAGCUCUGACAAGAUAUUCAAAUUCACAAAAGGUAAACUAAUAAAGGAAUAUUCCUCCUUGCUGCUAUCUUUUUUCCCAAAUGAAUGACUCAACCUUGGUUGUUCAAUGGUAAAUGGACUGUACU
Molecule: messenger RNA, 1138 nt
Organism: Morone saxatilis (striped sea-bass)
Lineage: Eukaryota; Metazoa; Chordata; Actinopteri; Moronidae
Product: E3 ubiquitin-protein ligase RNF31-like
Exons: 7
Coding region: 1-822 (273 amino acids)
Biological process (GO): protein linear polyubiquitination
Cellular component (GO): LUBAC complex
Molecular function (GO): linear polyubiquitin binding; zinc ion binding; ubiquitin protein ligase activity
Source: RefSeq, a predicted model, not a curated record